Photinus pyralis (common eastern firefly) is the source of this 1727-nucleotide messenger RNA. RefSeq names its product carboxypeptidase E-like. NCBI's taxonomy places the organism in Eukaryota, Metazoa, Arthropoda, Insecta, Coleoptera, Lampyridae. Gene Ontology annotation, biological process: proteolysis. The coding region runs from base 156 to 1577 and encodes 473 amino acids. Gene Ontology annotation, molecular function: zinc ion binding; metallocarboxypeptidase activity. The transcript has 9 exons. The record is from RefSeq and is a predicted model, not a curated record.
AGGCGAAUAUCCCACGCACUCCUGUCGAAAAAGUAUCAGAUAAUAAAACUUACCUAUGAUCAGAAAAUCUAUACUUCUGCUUACGUCAAGCGCCGGCGUAUCGACGUCGCUUGAAAUUCAAUUCGAUAUACAUUAAAAUUUACAUUCAAAGAGCUAUGGGUGUCGGAGUGUUGGUGUUCUUCUUUUCGAUUCUUUUGGUUUCAUCGCGACAGUUCGAAUUUAAACAUCACAACAAUGAGGAAUUAUUGCAAGUUUUGGAAGACGUCAACGCAAAGUGUCCGAAUAUUACGAGAAUUUAUACGUUAAGCGAGACGUCCGUGCUUGGAGUUCCUCUUUAUAUUAUAGAGUUUUCAACUGAACCGGGCCAUCAUGAGAUAAUGAAACCAGAAUUCAAAUACAUAGGAAACAUGCAUGGAAAUGAAGUCCUUGGUCGAGAACUUCUGCUAAAGUUGGCCGACCAUUUGUGCGAAGAAUACAAAAAUGGCAACUUAAAUAUUCGGGCACUGAUAGAGAACACUCGCAUGCAUAUAAUGCCUAGUAUGAAUCCUGAUGGUUGGCAACUGGCAACUGACACGGGAGGACUGGAUUACGUUCUGGGGCGUUUUAACAACAACUCAAUAGAUCUCAAUAGAAAUUUUCCGGAUUUGGACCGAAUUAUGUUUAUAAAUGAGGAAAAUCACAUUGACAAUAAUAAUCAUAUAUUAAAUCAAGUGGAUCGCUUAUCCCAACCUCUUCAACCUGAAACGAAAGCUGUUGUGCGACUAAUAAUGCAAAUUCCAUUUGUCUUAUCUGCAAAUUUGCAUGGAGGGGACUUGGUGGCGAAUUAUCCUUAUGAUGAAAGUAGAUCUGGUGUGCCCCAAAAUGAAUAUUCAACUUCGCCUGAUGACGCUACAUUUAAGCAUUUAGCACUGGCAUACUCUACAGCGCAUGCAGAUAUGGCAAGUCCGACCAGAAGAGAGUGUAGCGAUUCGGAAAACAAUGGAUUUACACGGCAAGGCGGUAUUACAAACGGCGCUAAGUGGUACAGUUUAGAAGGAGGAAUGCAAGAUUUCAAUUACCUAUCCAGUAACGCGUUUGAACUAACCUUAGAACUCGGAUGCGAAAAAUAUCCUGCAGAAAACGUACUGGAAACGGAAUGGGAGAGAAAUAAAAAAUCUUUGGUAAACUUCAUAUGGCAGAGUCACAUUGGAGUAAAAGGUAUCGUCUAUGAUAGUAUAACAAAGCAGGGAAUACCAAAUGCAAUCAUUCAUGUAAAAAACGUUACCGGAGGCAUAUCUAAGGACAUUCAACACGACAUAACGUCAGUUUAUGAUGGUGACUAUUUUCGGUUACUUAUUCCUGGCCAGUACAAAAUAACAGCAUAUAAAAAUGGGUAUUUACCACACACGAGACUUGUAACGGUUCUUGAUACACCCUUCAUGGUCGCGCAAAGAGUAGACUUUGGACUUAAACCAAUUUCGGUACCAUAUAUGGUUGACCAACCAGAAGAUUCCCAAAAUUCUAAUGACGAAUAUGGCAAUAAUUUGAGGCAAUGGAUGACUUGGAAUCGAAGGCAGGAUCAACUAUCAGAAGAAUAAACGUUUACGCUGUACAAAAAUAGUUUUCCCUUGUAAAUGACUAUAAUCUAUUUUCGUUUAAGAUUAAAAAUUUUAUGUCAAUGACGAGUUCAGAAUUUUUGUAGAAUAAUUAUUAAUGUAUGGGUAAUAAUAAACGCACACUGCCUGUUA